CUAUUCCUCCCACUGACCAAUGAUGGGGCACUAUUCCUCCCACUGACACUAAUGAUGGGACACUAUUCCUCACACACUGACACUAAUGAUGGGGCACCAUCAUUGGUGUCAGUGGGAGGAAUAGUGUCCCAUCAUUAGUAUCAGUGGGAGGAAUAGCGCCCCAUCAUUGGUAUCAGUGGGAGGAAUAUGCGAGGAGUAGUGCCUCAUCAUUGGUAUCAGUGGGAGGAAUCAUGCCCCAUCAUUGGUGUCAGUGGGAGGAAUAGCACCCCAUCAUUGGAAUACCAUACUGAAAUAGCAUACCAUAUUGAAAUCAAAUCUGAU
Messenger RNA from Staurois parvus, 321 nucleotides. Lineage: Eukaryota; Metazoa; Chordata; Amphibia; Anura; Ranidae. The record is from the annotation of a GenBank genome assembly.